GAAGAAGAAGAAGAAGAAGAAGAAGAAGAAGAAGAAGAAGAAGAAGAAGAAGAAGAAGAAGAAGAAGAACCAGGAAGAACCAGGAAGAAGAACCAGGAAGAAGAACCAGGAAGAAGAACCAGGAAGAAGAACCAGGAAGAGGCGUUGAGUCUCAAAUUGAAAACAGAAAUGGCGGGUUUGUAAUAUAAGCUGCUAUUACCACUGUAAAGUGAACAUGUAACGACUGAGCAGAUGUCUGUGAUGCCGAAGGUUGGACCGAAGAUGUUCAAAAUGAAAAUUUUAUUAAAGGCGUAGCUAAGCAACAACGGGCGGGUUAUUGCUAACUAAAGCUAGCGAGCAAUGUCCCUUAUAACGUUAGUGUGAGUUAGCUACACGGAGCGUCUUUCCUCUUUAUUGCCAACCUUACAUUAAGUGCCGUGAACAACCUUAAAUUCACACGUUAUUUCCACACUUUAACCGGUCAAAUAACGGGGUCCGGCGCCAGGUAAGCAGCUCACCUGUGGACAUCCAGUGAACACACACACACACACACGAUGUCUGUCAACGGGAAAGUCCUCCCACACACCCCGCUCGCAGUGGACUUCUGGCAGGUGAGGAAGUGUCCUGGCACCCGGCUGUUCUUCCUGUCCCACAUGCACAGCGACCACACGGUGGGUUUGACCUCCACCUGGAGCAACAGACCCAUAUACUGCUCACCGACCACCGCCACUCUGCUCAGACUCAAGCUGCAGGUGAAAGAACAGUGGAUCCAUCCUUUGGAGGUGGGCGAGCCAUACCUGCUCCCACUGGAUGACAUCGGCAAGGAGAGGCUGACAGUCACGCUGAUAGAUGCCAACCACUGUCCGGGGGCUGUCAUGUUUCUCUUUGAAGGCUACUUUGGCUCGAUACUGUACACUGGUGACUUCAGAUAUUCUCCCUCAAUGCUGCGUGAGCCGUGCUUGAGGACAAACACCACUAUAGAUGUCCUGUACCUGGACAACACCAACUGUGACCCCAACCGCAGCCUUCCCUCCAGACAGCGAGCCACUCAACAAGUCAAAGAGAUCAUCCGCAGCCACCCCAACCACAGUGUUGUCAUAGGUGUGUAUGCACUGGGUAAGGAGUCCCUGCUGUUGGAGCUGGCAAUGGAGUUUAAAACCUGGAUCGAGGUGAGCUUUGAGAGGAUGGAGACCCUCAAAGCCCUUGAGCUUCCUGACGUCUUCACAACUGACCCGGGAGCCGGCCGUAUCCGAGCCGUGGCCCAGUCAGAGAUUUGCUCUGCUGCUUUACAUCAGUGGAACAAAGAACAACCCACUUUGGCCAUCUUGCCCACCAGCAGGCCGCUGGUCUCCUACCACUCCAAUGUCCAUGUGGUGCCCUACUCAGACCACUCCUCUUACCAAGAGCUGGAGGAUUUUGUCUCUGCGCUCAAACCUACCACCCUGGUACCCAUUGUAGGAAACUGCGUUCCCGAAAGCCUCUCCGCCUUACUACCCAGCAAAAAACGCCAUGAAAUCCUGGUGCCCGAGUCAGUCCGACACUACAUGUUGAGGCAGCCUGAGAGCCACCGCAGCUCUUCAGCAUUCACAAGCCUUCGUCGCAGACAUUUCCAACCCUUUGCUCCCAAAGGGGUGGUGUUUGAGUCUCCUGUAAGGGCAUCCAGGAUGUCAUGUGAAGAAGCCUGGGAAGCAGAGUGCGUGGAGCAGGAUGACACUGAGGAAGAGAUGGAUACAGAAAGCUGUGGAAAAGAACCUGACUGCAUCCUUAUUGACUUGAGCAAGGAACUUGCCCCAAACAAUAACAGAAGAGGGGCAGGAGACCUGUGGAGCCUCAACAUUGUCCAGACAGUCUCUGAAGAAAUGUUGAUGGCAGAGACGGUGCCACUCAGUCAACUCACACAGAGCAACUUUGCUCCAAUGGAGAUCCUGACAAACACCAGGGCCUGCUCGAAGCCUGUCAGGACCACGAGAGCAUCUUUUGGAACUGAAGCCAAAACUGUCCGUGAAACAGCAUCAAGUGAAAAUUACAGUCGGCAAAGCAGACGUGGAAAUGUUCAGAAUAACCACAUUUUGUCAGAUGGUGAUGGAAUUGAUCAGGACGACGACACAAUGUUAAAUGACAAUAACACGAGUCAGCAUAGUGGACAUGGAACCGAUCAUAACAACAGUGUGACGUUAUCACAGAACAGCCCUGAUAACUGUUCCUGUGCUUCAUCCACCUACUUUUCAGAAGAACAGCAUGAAUAUGUAGGGGAGGCUGAUAAAAAUAUUUUAAAGUUUCUCCCUUUCACAGAGGAGGACCUGCAAACAUGGGGCCUCCUGGAGAAGAGCUUUCUGCAACAGUUUCCCCUCUCUCCUUUAAAUAACACAGAAAAAAAGGAUAGACAGAUAAUGUGACCUGAUGUUCAAGUUUUUGCCAUUCUUUAGAGGCCUUUUGGUGUUUAGUUUAGUUUAGUUUUGUUUUGUGUGUGUUAACAUAAGCACUUUAAAGCCAUCACACUGUGUUUUUCGCUUUCUCCUCGGUACUGUUCUACUUUAUUUAAUUUUCCUUUGCUUCCAUUUUGUGUGGUAGGCAGUAACCUGGAGUUUAGAGUAACUGGUAUUUGAUGAAAAGAUUUGUCCUUGGACUGGACCAGAAAGUCAUGGACUAACCUUUGCUCUCACUUUUCAUCAUAGCAGGCUUGGCCCCCUGGAUGUAUUAAUCCAGGACACCAUUAUGUGGUCCAAGUAAUUUUCUCAUUAAAACAAAAGAAUUUCUCUUGUUGAGUCGGGAAAAAAUAAUUAAUGACUUUUUGGAGUGGUAUAUACAUAUCACAGCAUGGGUUGGGCUGAGGCAUAGCUCACAUUUUAACAAUAUAGAUAAGUAAACUAAUUACUGUUACUGUUUUUGCCUCGAGAGCCACCUGUCUCCAAACACUUGUCGCUUUUUUGUCCUUCAUUUUCGAGUAAGUGAAAGUGAGUCAUUUGAAAUGUGUUAAAACUCAAGUGGAUGGAGCAUUUUUUUCUGCAAAGUGAGCUAAAAGCCAAAUUUAAAUUGGAGCCUAAAAGCUGAAAUGAAGUGAAAAAAUGUGCCAUGUUCCAUAUUAGCCUUUUUCACUUAAACCUUUAUUGAUGUAUUUCUGCCAUGUGUCAGUGGUGGCCUUUUUAGUUUUAAAGACACAAACAUUGCUGUCAGUUGUUUCUCAUCAAAAGUUUAUUGUGGGUUUGGUGGCAAUUAAAGUGAAAGUUUCAACACUGGUAUUUUAUAAUGAAAAACUCAAAAGUAUACUUCCUGUGAUUGUUUUUGUAACUGAGUUUGGAGAAGAUAAUGUGCAGAGAGAAUGUGAAAAGUAUUUUUUUCACAUGUUCUGCAGCAGUUGCAGCAGUGGUUUUUCCUUUAGUUUGAAGACAAAAACUGUGUGAAGUUGCACCAAAAACACUCAGACAAACAUUUUAUAUCUUAGCAAUUGCUCAUAAUUGGGAGCAAUACAGUUUAAUGUAAGUUCCAUACAGUUGUUUAACCAGCAUUGCCAACUUUAAAUAGUAGCUGCUAUUAUGUGUUUUCUGUGUUUUGAUCAGAGGUUAACGUAAACCAGUUUGUUUGUUUUUUUUUUCAGUUUUAAUCCUAAAUCUUACCUAUAGGAAUAACAUGCUCUCUGAACCUCGUAGUAGAGCUGUAAACAUUGUAAAGCCACACUUUGCCUUUUUGUGUGGUGAAAAAACUGUAGUUCAAAAGACUAGAUACUUUUGCUGUGAAGUUAUUGAAAGUGUUAAUAGGAAAACUUGUGUUACAUCCAUCUUUCAGUUUUGGACAAAGCAGCAUAGUUUGGUAAAGGAAAAUUCAACGAGUGUUUGUGAAGACAAAAAUAAUCUAAACUGUAAUACCUG
Scomber scombrus (Atlantic mackerel) is the source of this 3845-nucleotide messenger RNA. RefSeq names its product DNA cross-link repair 1B (gene dclre1b). The transcript is spliced from 4 exons. The coding region runs from base 534 to 2375 and encodes 613 amino acids. Gene Ontology annotation, biological process: interstrand cross-link repair; protection from non-homologous end joining at telomere; double-strand break repair via nonhomologous end joining. Gene Ontology annotation, molecular function: damaged DNA binding; 5'-3' DNA exonuclease activity. Lineage: Eukaryota; Metazoa; Chordata; Actinopteri; Scombriformes; Scombridae. The record is from RefSeq and is a predicted model, not a curated record.